AAUUAGUCACGUAUGAAGAUUGCUAUAAUUUGUGAAAUGUAUACAACUAGCUUAUGGCAUAUUUCUACUUGUUUUACGUGGAUUGACAACGUGUAAUGUCAGGCCAAUUGAAAUGCAAGGACAAGUGGAGUAGUUAAACGGACCCUUAACUCAUGCACUUACGAUUUCAAUUAGCUCAGCCCGAAGCAAAGCGCACCAAACCGAACGAUAUUGUGUUAUUUCUGGUGUGCUACUAUUAUUAGUUACAGAAUAAAUUAAGGAAUACUCCAAAAAUUGAACAAUAGUUCAUGUGACCAACAAUAAAAAUUAUCAACAAAUAACUGUUUCCAAAUUUUGUCUGCGAUCAUAGGCAGCACAGUAUAGUACGAAAAAUUCCUUGGUAGGGCAGACGACGUAAUAUGAAUAUUGAAUAUGCGUUUAAUCCGCCCUUCUGCGGCAUUCCUCACUCUUGGUUAAGGUACUCUUUAUGAUCAAACGAUGGGUUGUAACCAUGAGGCAUGAUUACAACGUGAUAAGUCUGUCAGGGUAGGUACUGCUAACUGCGGAUAUUAAUGUGCGGAUUAGACAAAUACUCACAAUAAUAUUUCAAGCCUUUAAAAGCAUUGUUAUCUUUACAAUUGCCAUUACAAUAUGUUCUUUCCGUAUGUCAAACUAAUGCUUGUUUUUUUAUAUUUUACAGGGUAACACAUCGCAAGCCAUUCAAUAUUGAUUGUAUACCUGCUGAAACACACUUGUUCUAUUGUGCAUCUACCGGCCUUGGCAGUUCGGACAGAUUUCAGAUUGGACUGGCUCCAGAAACCGACAUAAAUAGCACGUCGACCGCAAAAACAACGCCAUAAUUACGGAACGAUAAAGCGAAGCCAACGCCACCAAUACUGUCCCCAACAAUUCACCUUGCGGGUACCUGCCUAGUUGCGAUUCCGCAAUGGCCAAAGCCGAUUCGAUCCAGAAUGGAAUCAAGACAGAAACCACAGAUGAUGUUGAAAAAUCGCUGGAGCUGCUGGACAAGGUCCUGUCGGAGUUCGAGGAAGAGCAGGAGAUAGCACACGCCCCGGUCGAACCGGACAGCCCCUCCCAGGGUCAUCAGUCUGAGGAUGAUGGAUACAUGAGCAUGAAUGGCCGGAGGGCAAAAUUCGUACCUGAUUUUCAACCGACUGACGAGGCAAAUGUCCCUUUACUCCCACUUCCGGUACCACCGGACGGCAAAUACUCACCGCCAUCGCCUGAGGAAGCAGAACGAAUCAUUUCCAAUUUGCUGCCAAGGAUUUCUCCAACCACUUCUCCCUCCCGCCGGACUAACAGUACCAGCAGCAGUAGCAACAAUCGCAGUCCAGCACACAGCAUCCAGAGUAGCCAUUACCAUCAUCACCAUCAUCAUCACACCAGUGGUCACAGCGAGUGGCGAACACGAAAUCUCAUCCGUCAUUCCGAUUCGAUUAGCAGUUCUACAAGCGAGAAACCUUCCUCCAACGAUGUAACGAUCAUCGCCAAAAGUCCUACACAGACAACACUGCCAAAGACACGACCAUCCAACGUUUUACCCACACGUUACGCAAGUCUUCCAUGCUCCAGCCCGCCGAAACAGGCUGAACCAAGCGAACCCAGCGGAGGAAGUUUGGACGAAGGCCGCAAUAAUCUUGGCGGCAUCGGUAUCAGCGCGGUGCACGAUGCUGUUCUCCGAGGGAUGACCCGGAUGCCUGAACCUAUAGUUAACGAACACCCUGUAACUAUCUAUCCCGGAAGGGCGUCACCACCCAGGCGUCAUCCUGGACGAAAUCUGUCUAACUCCAUCGAGCGACACCGUGAUGUGUGUCGAAAAGGCAAUUACACUUCAGACAAUUCUUCAUCGCAGGAAAAUUCCUCGCCUGAGAAUAAUGGAUCUGAGAACAACUCGCUGUCGCCCACGCAUGGUGUGCAGAUCAACAUCAACUACAAUAACAACCUGGUCAGUAACCGGAUAUUUGCUAGCAGUAUGGAAUAUACGCGACAAGCCAGGCAACGUACCCAUCAGGAUAGCGACGAGGAACGAUUUUCCGAGGAUUCUUUGGAAGAGUCGUCAUUGCCUCCUCCACCAGGGCCUGUAACAGUACCGCCGCCACCAUCGCUAUCCGCACCGGUAACACCCAGCAAACGACACAGUAUAGCCUGGGAAGUGAAUUUAGACGAUCCUGCAAGUUUUGGAGACCCACUGACCAUUCCGAAGGCCACAUCUUCUGGAUGCACCAAGGUUAUAGGUAGGCGAAAAGGAAAGAAUGCUAACGAUUCACAGUCGAGUCUUGAUUCGACACCGAGUAACAAAAAGAGUGAAUCAAGCGAAUGGCCGGAUCCACCUGAUAUUCCGAUAUGCAGCACUGAGGACGAAGCUGCCUCCCUGUAUUCUGACUCUGACGAACUGAUACCUCAAGUUCCCGAUAUCACCGGGAGGGGAACGUACAUUAUUCGGAAGGGUCGCCGACGGCAACGGUUGGAAAGUUUAGAUUCAACCGCAAGCAAUAACCUGCCAAUCCCAGGAAACGACCUUCCACCCAUCACGACCCUACCGAGUCCGGUGUUUCCCGCUUCUAUGAUGAUGCCUAAAUCGAGGCACAGCAUUGAUUUGGGCUUGUCUUCCACGUUCAGUGGCGGUGCGAUAAAACCAUCACACUCCGCUCCUCAGCAACUACCAAACUCAGUUCUCUCGCCCAGGUCACGACUAUCAUUAGAUUUAAGUUCACCUACCUCAGAGCUUUCAACGAACGUUAGAAAAAUCACCACCCCGACCGGAAACAUCCCUGCGCACCUGCAACAACAUCUACAAUCCUCAGAAAUCCACAGCAGCAACAACAACAAUAAUAACAGCCUAAGCAAAAAUAAACCUAACCAAAGCAGCAGCAACAAUAACCUUAGCACGACCUGUGUAAAUAAUAAUAAUAAUAGUAUUACUGUUGGCAGUGGUGGUCUCGUUGGAUCCGUUAUGAUAGGAAACGGAAGUGGCACCCUGAAUCAGCAGACGCCAGUAGUUUCAUCACGCUAUACCGAAUUCAAAACGUACAGCUCGACCUUUGACGGUCUGCAGGCGCUGGAAAGUAGCAACAGUAACAACAACAACAACGGUAACAACAAUAGCAUCAAUCGUGGCGGCGCCAUCGGAAAUGGUUCCACCGUUGUUUCCGGUUCCGACAAUGACAAUUCGCUAAUGCGAGUGUCCUCGCUGCCAGCCACCACUUCUCCGCACCCGAGCACCGCAACAGCCGAUGGUCUUUCCACACCGCGCCGUGAGCUUGCCCCUCCAAUCGAAGAAGACGAAGAAGUUGACAGCGACAACCAACGUGGCGUACCAUUACGCAAAAUAGAAGAUAAUAUUAGUGCUUUAUUACGUGGUGAUAUAUCUGUUGCUAGAGUAGCCGACAUACCUCCCGCAAGACGUCCAUUAGGCUUUCGUCUAGGUGUUCAUAAAUCAGAAAGUGCCAAAGAGAUGCUGUUAUCACAAGCAGGUUUGGGGCCUUUGCCACCGUCGCCCCCGUCUUCUAGUCCGGAGCAGGUAAAGGAUAGUGACGAGUUUCCUCCGCUACCACCUUCACCUCUCGAAGAACCCGAAGUUAUUCAUCAGAUGCACGGCAUUUGCAUCACCUCACGCAAUAGGUCUAGUAGUAUCAAACACGAUGGUCACUACCGAGAAGAGCAUCCUCCGGCUGUUCCACCACACCGUGGACCAUCGAUAAAUACUCUUAAAACUAGGUCAAUGGAUGCUGGAUUUAGCAAAUCGUAUCGCAGCGGUUCACAUGCUUCAAUGUCGCCUCACGCUCCCGGAACGCUUCCUCCCGACUUGCCCGGCUGCAAUUCCCGACGAAGAAUCAUCACUGGUGGCUAUCAAAAGCGAACCGCUCAAAGUCCUCGCGAGGAAAGGUGCUUGCAAACAUCCUGCAGUCUACCGGAGACACCCAUCUUCGCCAGGGGUAGCUGUGAUAUUCCACGAACACCACAUCGUCGCGCACCAGAGGUUCCUCCGCACGGCAGUGGAAGCCGAACUGCACCAAGGACCAGUACCAACACGACCAACAGUCUUGGAUCGUCAGUCGUCGGAAUUGGUACCUCUACCAUCGGCGGGCGGCAGCGCAGCAUCAGUCAAGCUUUCGCCAACGGUGAAAUGUUACGCUUAGCAGGUGGCCCGGCACGUGGCUGGUAUCCGAAGCAGCGGCAAGCGCGACCAGCUUCGACCGAGCAUCUGGACCGGCUGCAUCCGCAGGGAUCACUGCGCGCCUGGGAAGCGGGUACGGGUAGCAGAAAACCGCUUACCCUACCACCUAAUCUCACACCUAAAUUUUUCAACAAGUCACCGCGAGAGGCUUUACGUCGUGUCACUAGUUUGUUAAUUCGAAAAGGAAAUUCUGGUACCAAGGAAAAGGAAUCCAGGAAGGAGAAGGAUCGGAGUGAUCGGGACGCCUUCUCGUCAUCGUCUGUUUACCUGCAACGUUCACCGGGAUCGGAUGUAACCGACUCGCGAAGUUAUCCUCAUCACCAACAUCAACAACAACAUUCGUCGCAUCACACGACACCAACGACCCAGAAAAAGAAAGGUUUCUUCAAAAGUUUUUGGAAAAAAUCUCGUCACUAUUCGCUAGAGAAACAGUAAAGAACUGUAAAUCUCUGAAAGGUAAAACCGAUAGUAUGAUGUGUCAAAUAUUUGACAAAGAAAUAAAUUUUGCUAACCAUUUGUGGGUUGUCCAGCGAGUUUCUGGAAAGAUAGGCUGCCGUUUGACGAAGUAUCGUAUGAUUUCCCUAACUGUGAGCGAAUAGACAAACUGUCUACUACCGGCUUAAUGAAUUACAAACAAAUAUUUAUAAACAAUGUAUUCGCGCGGGUGGAAGUACUUUAACCAAACUCUAACAACAGCAAUCUCUAUCUAUUGGCCUAAAUGAGAAAGGAAACAAAAAAUAGUCAUAACUCUUAACGGAAACAACACACGAUUAUUAUCGCACAAAUAAAAGAAAAACAAAGGGAAACUUUUCCAACCAUAUGUCAAGAAGGCAACACAACAACACAUCCAGUAAUUGUUACACUUCCAACAUUUCUAGCAGGGCAAACCGUCGUAGACUACACAUCCCAUCACAGAAACCAAUCCAGUCGUAAAAUUCGAGUAAAACAUAUGCUUAUCACAAGUCAAGUGAAAUUGAUUUCCCUUGUGCUUUGCUUCGUAGCAACAUUUUAGCGAGGGCAGUGUCUAUCAUCGACCGACAAGGCGGAAUUCUUCCUCUUUAAGGUCCGAAAAAAACCUCUCAUUGUGACGUUUCAAUAUACAGCUUCGUCACCAUUUAUAUAAGCAUUCGUCCGAUGCACGUAAACAGAAAAAAAUCACACAAACAGUACUUUUCUCCGAUGGGCAAUAAGAGUCAGCGAGUAAUAAGUUAACUCAAAUAACGUUCAAUUCAAUUAUUAGAUCAUUCAUUCAUUAUUCGAUUCAUGCAUAGGAGUGUAAGCAAAGUCAAACCCAGUAGCCCAGGCAGAAACAACCGUAGAAGUAUAGAUGAAUAUUGCAGAAGCAAAAGGCAAAUAAUAGACAUGCUGAAAAGCAGAAAAGUUGUUAGGAGAGAGUGACGUUGUACUGUAGAUUGAGUAUACUGUGUAUAGAAGUGAGUUGUGUACAGAUGUUAGUUGUCUUACUUUAUGUUCAGUCACUGAAGAACCGUGUAUAAUAUCAUUUUUUAUGUUUUAUUUUAAUAAUACUGUGGUUAUUUGUUAUGUUUGACGUUAAUUUAGGACAUUAUGCCCUAUGUAUAUCCUAUUUGUUUUCGUUUCAACUGAUUUGCCAACUGUAAAAGUUUUGUUUUUAACCUUUGCCAUCAAGGAGAUUAUCUUAUUUUAACCAAAUUCUCGAAAAUGCAACUCUUGCAUCUCCAAAAUUCUAAUAUUUAUGAAGCACAUUAGCCCAAAAUAAAAAAAAAAAAAAACAUUUUAAUCAACUUAA
This is a messenger RNA of Topomyia yanbarensis, 5945 nucleotides long. RefSeq names its product probable serine/threonine-protein kinase nek3. The transcript has 18 exons. The coding region runs from base 926 to 4612 and encodes 1228 amino acids. NCBI's taxonomy places the organism in Eukaryota, Metazoa, Arthropoda, Insecta, Diptera, Culicidae. The record is from RefSeq and is a predicted model, not a curated record.